AUGGCCCAACCAAACCAAAGAGGUCCCCAACAGCCUAACCAGAACAAGGGAGGUCCACAACGACCCAACCAAAACGCUAGAGGGAACCCAAAGGGCAACGGGGGCCCAAGGGCACCGCAAGCACCAAGGGCCUACGCUAUGGACCAGCAAGAGGCAGCUGGAACCCAGGGGAACUUAGUAGGUAUGAUCACCAUAGCCGGAGAAAGCAUUUUGGCAUUAUUUGAUACUGGUGCCUCGCAUUCUUUUAUUUCCAAUGUUGUGUGUGAUGCACUAGAUAUUGUGCCUACUAGGGCAGAUAAAGAACUAGAGGUACUCACCCCUUCAGGGAAAACGAUGAGAACAAGGGAAGUUUGCUUGAAUUUAGAACUAAACCUAGAAGGACAUAAGUUCCUCGCUAGUCCUAAGGUACUCUUUAUGAUCGACUUCGACCUUAUCCUGGGAAUGGAUUGGCUGUCAGCCAACAGGGCAACGAUAAAUUGUCAAGAUAGGGAGGUCAUCUUCUCACCACCAGGAAAAGAGCAGAUCACCUACCAUGGAGCCAUGGUAGGGUCCAGCAAAAAGAUAACGGUUAUCACUGCAAUGAAAGCCGUCAAGUUACUACACAAAGGAAAAUGUCAAGCUUUCCUAGUGUGCAUCACUAAGAAAGGGAAUAACGGGGUAAACCUGGAAGACGUUCCACUAGUACGUGAAUACCCAGAUGUAUUUCCAGAAGAGCUACCGGGUCUACCGCCAACUCGUCAACUUGAGUUCACAAUAGACUUAGAACCCGACGCCGCACCUAUUUCAAAAGCACCAUACCGUAUGGCGCCCAAAGAGCUGCAAGAACUGAAAAUCCAAUUGCAGGAGCUUCUACAGCUUGGGUUUAUCCGCCCAAGUGUAUCACCAUGGGGAGCACCAAUUCUGUUCGUGAAGAAGAAGGAUGGAUCGCUCAGAAUGUGCAUUGAUUACAGAUAG
Salvia miltiorrhiza (redroot sage) is the source of this 954-nucleotide messenger RNA. RefSeq lists its product as uncharacterized. NCBI's taxonomy places the organism in Eukaryota, Viridiplantae, Streptophyta, Magnoliopsida, Lamiales, Lamiaceae. Gene Ontology annotation, biological process: proteolysis. Bases 1 to 954 code for a protein of 317 amino acids. Gene Ontology annotation, molecular function: aspartic-type endopeptidase activity. The record is from RefSeq and is a predicted model, not a curated record. The transcript has a single exon.